CAAAUACCACAAUUUUGAGAGACAUCUUUCUUCUUCGGCGACCAAAUUCCCAAUUUUUCCCGACCUCGAUCAGUUCUCUGCAACUAUCCGAUUCAAAAUCAAAAGAAGAAUAAAGAGAAAUGUUGCUGGCUGUGUUGAUUGCUAACUCCGAGGGGAACAUUCUCGUCGAACGAUUUAAUGGUGUCCCAGCAGAAGAGCGUUUGCAUUGGCGGUCUUUCCUAGUUAAGCUGGGUGCAGAUAAUCUUAAAGGCACAAAGAAUGAAGAGCUUCUUGUUGCUUGUCACAAAUCAGUUUAUAUUGUGUACACGGUGCUGGGGGAUGUCAGCAUUUUUGUUGUUGGCAAGGAUGAGUAUGAUGAACUUGCCUUAUCUGAAGCAAUCUUCGUCAUAACAUCGGGCAUUAAGGAUGUGUGUGGAAAACCUCCAACCGAGCGCCUUUUCUUGGACAAGUAUGGAAAGAUUUGCCUAUGCCUGGAUGAGAUUGUGUGGAAGGGGCUGCUGGAAAAUACUGAGAAAGAAAGAAUCAAACGACUCAUAAGGUUGAAGCCCCCUGUCGAGUUCUGAGCAAUGAUUAUCGCAUUCUCCCUUGUUCGUGAAUCCAGCCACCACAACCGCGGCAUACAUAUGUUGUAUAACUUCAGGAAUGAGUAUCUACAAGUUGAUUGAUAUGCACAGUACUUUUGCUUGUGACAUUGUUACCAGUUCUAAAUUACAGCCACUUCUGUACUACUGUACUUAAUGCAAAUGCUCUGGCUUAUCAUUUUGAAUUUGACUUGGUAUCCAGAAAGGCAGAAAACAAUGUAUUAAAUUCUUUUAAGAAUAAAAUAAGAAUUUAGUAGCGUCA
Messenger RNA from Ipomoea triloba (trilobed morning glory), 843 nucleotides. Its product is annotated as TSET complex member tstD. Gene Ontology annotation, cellular component: COPI vesicle coat. The record is from RefSeq and is a predicted model, not a curated record. The coding region runs from base 120 to 563 and encodes 147 amino acids. Lineage: Eukaryota; Viridiplantae; Streptophyta; Magnoliopsida; Solanales; Convolvulaceae. Gene Ontology annotation, biological process: intracellular protein transport; intra-Golgi vesicle-mediated transport; retrograde vesicle-mediated transport, Golgi to endoplasmic reticulum. The transcript is spliced from 5 exons.